This is a messenger RNA of Carassius auratus (goldfish), 2633 nucleotides long. Its product is annotated as adenylate kinase isoenzyme 5. NCBI's taxonomy places the organism in Eukaryota, Metazoa, Chordata, Actinopteri, Cypriniformes, Cyprinidae. The transcript is spliced from 14 exons. Gene Ontology annotation, molecular function: nucleobase-containing compound kinase activity; ATP binding. The coding region runs from base 327 to 2018 and encodes 563 amino acids. The record is from RefSeq and is a predicted model, not a curated record. Gene Ontology annotation, biological process: nucleobase-containing compound metabolic process.
GUCUUCUGGACGCGCGCAUCCGCCGCACUAACACACACUUGAGUCACUCCAUCAGCGCGCGGGCAGCGUACAGGUGUAUCGCGCUGUGUUGGCGGUUUCAAACACUGAAGAGAGCUACUAGACCAAGACCAAAACUAGAGGAGAGCUUAGAAGCAGCAUGUAACAGGCUCAGCAGUUUACUGAGAGCGUCGCUGUCUCCGUCCACCUAGUUUAGUAGGCACUUGGAGAAUGCGUUAAGAUCGCAACAACAUCGCGGAUUCGUGAAGCUGCAACAGAAUACCUUCUACGCUCAACGCAAAAGGAUCGAUAGUUUUCCAAAAACAGAUAUGAACACCAACGAUGCGAAGGAAUAUCUCUCCAGGAGAGAGAUACCUCAACUGUUUGAGAGUCUGCUGACUGGUCUGAUGUACUACCGACCGGAUGACCCCGUAGACUACCUAGAGACCUGCCUUAAGAAGGUGAGGGAGCUCGGCGGGACUGACCAAGUUCGGUGGGACACGUUCGUUGGACAGGAGAAGAAGUCGUUACCGCCUCUCAAUGGUGGGCAGUCACGUCGAUCUUUUUUCCGCAAUGUUCUCCCGGACAGUCCCAAUUUCCCCUAUCGGAGAUAUGAGCGCCUCCCACCCAUCAACCAGUUUUCCAUUGAGAGUGACUCAGACUUGUCUGAGACAGCUGAGCUCAUAGAGGAAUAUGAAGUGUUUGACCCAUCUAGACCCAGACCCAAAGUCAUCCUCAUUAUAGGUGGCCCGGGCAGCGGUAAAGGUACACAGUGUCUGAAGAUUGCUGAGCGUUACGGCUUUGAAUAUGUCUCAGUGGGUGAGCUGCUCAGGAAGAAGAUGAUCCAUAAUGCCACCAGCAACAGGAAAUGGAGUCUGAUUGCCAGGAUCAUUACCAAUGGAGAACUGGCACCACAGGAAACAACCAUAACUGAGAUCAAGCAGAAGAUCAUGAAGAUUCCAGACGCCAGUGGUAUAGUUAUAGAUGGCUUCCCUCGAGAUGUGGGACAAGCACUUUCUUUUGAGGACCAGAUCUGUACUCCAGACCUGGUGGUGUUUCUGGCCUGCUCUAACCAGCGUCUGAAGGAGCGUCUGGAAAAGCGUGCGGAGCAGCAGGGUCGCCCAGAUGACAACCCUAAAGCUAUCGACCGUCGCUUGACUAAUUUCAAACAGAACACCAUCCCUCUGGUCAAAUACUUCCAGGAAAAAGGCCUCAUCGUCACGCUUGAUGCAGAUCGAGAUGAAGAGGAAGUCUUCUAUGACAUCAGCACGACAGUCGACAACAAACUGUACCCCACCAAAGAACCUGUGGCAGGACCCAGUGAGCUCGACCUCAGUCUGCUAACAGACAGCAGCAGCCUGGCAGAUGUUCCCACUAAAUUUGAGGAACAGACCAAUGAAGAGGUGGCUGGAAAUGCAGAGGCGACUGGAGAAAGUUUUCCUGUGGAGACCAAGAAAUCAAAGGUCAUCUUUGUGAUUGGUGGGCCAGGAUCAGGGAAAGCUCUCCAAUCGGAAAAGAUAGAGGAGCGGUACAGUUUGAAGCGCCUUUGUCCUGGGGACAUCCUGUGCAGCGAGUUGCAGUCUCACAGCGAGAGAGGGCGGUUUCUCCGAGACCUUUUGGAAAGAGGAGAGCAGCUUCCCGAGGACACGCUGCUGGAUCUGUUGUGCGAGGCUAUGACUUCUACUGUGCGUCAGGGGAAGGGCUUCCUGGUCACUGACUUCCCAAAGAAUGUGAAGCAGGCACAAGAGUAUGAAACCAAGAUGGGGCAGCCCGACAUAGUUCUGUUCCUGGAAUGUUCCGCAGACAUCAUGAGUCGACGGCUGCAGCAGAGGGCCACCUGCAGCCUGCACACUAAAGAAGCCCGAGACCGAGACACUCGCCGUAGGGUGGAGGGAUUCUGCAGCCUGGUCAAUCCCCUGGUCAGUCACUAUGAACACAGAGAAGUUCUGCACAAGAUUGACGCCGAGCAGCCCCCAGAAGAUGUCUUUGAGCAGAUCUGCCUCGUCUUGGACUCCUGCUAGAGAGCUUGGACUCGCACUGCCCCCUGGAGGACAAAACCAUCACCUAUAGCUGCACUGCAGACUGACUCGUGUCACACACCACACAGUUCAUCACAUACACACACACACACACCUGCGAUUACAGCUUCUGUAUGGCACAAACACUGGGAAACUACCAACCAGCAACUGGCACCUGUUCAUUUCACCCCAUCGUCGUUCACUGUAAAUACUAGCUCAUAAAUCAACAGUGUUUAUCUCUUGGUAUUGAACCUGUAUGCUUAAGCUAGCUAUCAGCUCCAUAAAACACAGACAGGGUUAUUUACGACAGUCUGGUGCCGUUUUUGUUGUUUUUGGACUGUCGUUCAGUCAGUAUCCUCGAGCACUGAAAUCAGUAAAACUGAUAAGCAUGACAGGCUGGCCACUGAAGAGCCUUUUUAUAUUUUAACGUCAUGCCUUGUAUCUCGCUAAACAUGUCAGAAUAGUGAUUCAUUGUAUAGUUGAAGCAGAAAUAAAUGGAGCUGGAGAGAGAAGUCUGGCUUUCACGAGUGCAAUGAACGGAGGAUUUUCACAAUGAGGUCUGAUAACUGUAUUCUUCCUUAUCAAACAGAGUGAAAUAAAGACAUUUCAUAUGUUUAA